AUGAAGAGUCACCGCCCAUCCCUGAGUCAAGUCGCCAAGGCAGCAGCGGCCAACAGCGGCAGCAUCUCAAGCUACGUGUCGAUGGGCACCGACUCGACGAGAUCGAUCUACGCGACACAAGGGAGCGCAAGCUCGAAGAGCAGCCGAGGAAGCAAUCGGAGCGGCCGAAGCAAGGCAAGCUCUGGGAGCAGAGGCAGCCGUGCCGGCGCGUCAGGUCGACUGGCUACCACCAUUCCCGAGGACGCAGCUGUCGGUGCUGCCGGAGUGCUCGCCCUCGGCGCGAGCGCUGCAGCUGUGUAUCACGCCCGUCGGUCCCGCAACAACACUGACGAGACGGAUAUUGCUGUCCCGAGAACUAGCGCUGCUGGGUCCGCCACGCCACCCGCAGGUAUCCCUCGCUCUCUCGAAGCUGCCGGCCCGUCGGGUGACAUUGGCGAGUUCGGGACACGCAUUUUCAUCAGACAGCCCACUGGAGAGUCCGAGGCCGACCACCCUGUGCCCUCCUCCAUUGGCCGGCCGUCGUUCUCGGAACGCAACACCAGUGUCGGGACAUUUGGAACGCCGGUGGAAGAGGACUCGCGCGGCUCGUCAGACUACCCCAACUUCCCCGUCUUCGCACGCGGCAGGACAUCAAUAUCAAGCCUCCCUGCGACCUCAUCCGUGCCAGAGGACAACUCCCCAAUGGGUUCAAUCACCAGCCUGCAAACGCAUGCCGGGUACCUCGCCCCAGCCAUCAGCGCUGGCGCUGCAGCUGCGGGUGUAGGUGCCGUCGCUGCUGGCGCGGCUGCGGCCCGCCACGGAGGUUCACAACCUGGCGAUUCACCGACCCGUUCGACCUCUGCGCUCGUAGUCCCUACGGGCGGUAUCCGCCGCGAGAGCACCCCGUCACAUCUCGUUCCCGGUGCGGUGCCGAUCGACCCAGGAUCGGGAGCACUGCUCUCGCCAUUCGGCCAGGUUGGCGUUGGGCAGCUCGCGACGCCUCAGACGGCCGGCAGUGGCGGCAGCUCUAGCGACCAUGGACGCCGUCCUGCUCCAAGACAGCACCCGCUCGCAGUACCUGCAAAACGGAGUAGCGGGCAGUCGGAAGGCAAGCGAGCCAGCGGGCAGACGGACAAGAGUGACCCUGCGGCACCCAUUGCGCCGGCACGCGUCGCACCCGCUCUUGGACCGGGAACACACAUCCAACAACGUCAAAUGUCGCGCUCAGUUGGCGACCUCAUCAACACGUCGGCCUCAGCGCCAGUUAGCGCCCACGACAGCAGCCUUUCGAGUGGUGAGGCGACUGGCGGCGGCCGACCCCGCGUGGCCGUCCUCGACGAGUUUGGUGUUGUUCACGAGUCGGCGAGCCGGUCGGCGCCUCUCCUCAGCCGGACGUUGUGGUCGACGGGGAACUCUGGUAACUCUGGCCAGUCAACGGGCACUAGUGCGCUGGGUUCUCUAGGCUCAGUGUCCGAGUAUGUCCGUGGCCGCAUCUCCAAGCCAGAGAUGGUCGAGCUGCCACCUUCGCGCCAGACCAGUGCUGGGAACAGCUCGGGGUCUGAUCCACCACGAGUGGAGCGUCCGCUACCUCCUCUCCCAACGCUUCCGGCCGACCCCACCGGCUCGCCCUCAACGCCUCGGGCCACACUGGCACCAGCGUUCAGAAGAGUCGGGGGCAGGCGCGGUAUGGCUGAGGGUGAGGAAGCGCUACUCAGGCCACCGCGCCCCGAGGACGACGAUGACGACGACGACACACCGCGCCGCCAAGCCGGUUGGUCGCCCAAGUGGUUCAAGUGGAGCCCAAACAAACGAGGAUGA
Messenger RNA from Vanrija pseudolonga, 1797 nucleotides. RefSeq lists its product as uncharacterized. The record is from RefSeq and is a predicted model, not a curated record. The transcript has 4 exons. NCBI's taxonomy places the organism in Eukaryota, Fungi, Basidiomycota, Tremellomycetes, Trichosporonales, Trichosporonaceae. The coding region runs from base 1 to 1797 and encodes 598 amino acids.